AUGGUGACAUUACCCAGCAGUAGUAGCAAAUCGGAAUUUCCCAACAAUAAAAUAUCCAGUUAUAAGAUUCGUCUACCUUACCCAUUGGAAUUGAAUGGAAAAUGGGAAGUGGGAUUGAGUAGCAUCACUCUACCCGACACGUACCUGGAAAUGAGUAUAUUGAAAGACUUGAACACGUUUGAACUAAAAACUGUCAGAAAUUACAUUGGAAACAACGUGGAAGAACCUAAAAACAAUACAGCCAUUUUGACUGUCACUUGCGCAAUCAAACUAUUGAGAGGUGCGUUUCCUGGAAUAAAAAAUUUUAUAUUGUAUGUGAAGUACGACGAUAUCAAACAUUCAAAUGUCAUCACGGAUGGAAUUAGCUUUAUGAAAGUGGUGAUAAACAAGUAUGAAAACUUUUCAUGCAACGAAGAACGAAUUAUGAUGAAGGUCCAGGAAAUAAUACUUGACUAAAAGAAAGUCAGACUACGUUAAAUACUGACCAGAAGACCAAGGGAAUUUUUUACUUCAAAUGGGAAGGAGACGAGCUGGUCUUAGACAACAAAAACUCUCCAAAUAACGAGAAACCAGUACAUCCUUACAUGUUCGUGAUUUGGAAUAAAGAUUUGGCUUUGAAAAUGGGAUGGAUUACACCAUGGCCAGAGAAGAACUCGUACAGACUUGGACCUAAUCUCAUACCGGAAAGCCAUGCAGAGUACGGAUGUGCCUCUGUGGCCCACGAUCUGAUGUUCAGACCCAUGCCAACCGACAAACCUAACAGUUUUGACAUGUCUACCCUUCAGUAUUACUUUCACCUCGAUGAAAAUGAAGAACAAGUGUAUCUCAGUGCGGAAUGUAAUUGGAGAUUAAAAAAUAUCAACAAAGCCUUUGACCACAUGAUAGGAAAGACUGCACAGAGUUUUUUCGUGUACUCAGACGUGAUGAUGAGUGGCAUAGUAGAAAAUAAAGUCACCGAUCUCUUGCGAGAGGUUAAAUACCAAUGCACGGGAGAAGGAGUGAAUUAUUUCGAGCCGUUACACAUUCAAUACUUACCAGUGCGAGGCAACACCAUUCAAACCAUCACAGCAGAAGUGUCCGAUCACAAUAAAGGGGAAUUGGUUAAAUUCGGAGAAGGAGACACUAUAGCGACAACACAUUUUAAACAGCAAUCAUGA
Molecule: messenger RNA, 1157 nt
Organism: Pocillopora meandrina
Lineage: Eukaryota; Metazoa; Cnidaria; Anthozoa; Scleractinia; Pocilloporidae
Source: the annotation of a GenBank genome assembly